Molecule: messenger RNA, 123 nt
Organism: Parastagonospora nodorum SN15
Lineage: Eukaryota; Fungi; Ascomycota; Dothideomycetes; Pleosporales; Phaeosphaeriaceae
Exons: 2
Coding region: 1-123 (40 amino acids)
Source: RefSeq, a predicted model, not a curated record
AUGUAUGCUGCUGAAGUGUCGCAGACUCAAGCAAACGAUUACCAUCGGGUCUCCAACGAACUCUCGGUCGCGGGCAGAGUGUCAGAGACGACGGCCAACUGGCAGCUCAUAAGAGCUUCGUGA